ACGCACCUGUGCGUACAUGAUUACAUCACACACUAGUUCAUAUCUGCCCCCAAAACUUCACAAAUUCCAUCUAAUCAAAUAUCACAUGGAGAAGGAAGAAUCACACCAUAAGCCUCAACACCCAUCUACAUGUUUGGCAGGUGUUUAAUCCUGUGCCAUUCGGUGUCUCUGUAACUUGGUCACAGCUUGGAAACAAAUGGCUCAGCAGGAAGGAGGUUGGCCUCUUGGAUUGCAGCCACUGAAUCUUAGGAUCGAUUUAGUCAGAAACGUUGACUUCUCUAGAUCUAAUUCCCUGAGCACUCUCAUCACUACCUCGUCCUACUCUUCCUCAUCGGAAUUGGACAGUACAGAGUCCGCAGGAUCCUUAUUCCGUGACCGUAGCAUCACCCUUGGUAGCCUCAUCGGUAUCACUGGCCUCCUCGAUCUGUCGAGCAGGUCGCUUCGCCGGCGGCGACCGGAGAACAGUUCGAGAAUUAAGAAGAAGAUCAACUGCGGCGACCACAAGGCAGCCAAGCAUUGGUUCUCCUCCCUGCUGUGCGCCAAACUAGCUCAGCUGGGCGGCGAGGUGGCCAGCUCUGCUCCCUCCCUCGGCCACCUUCUAGAGGCCGAGAGGAGGGCAGGCGAUGCUCAUCAGACUUCACGGCGGACCGGCAUCGCCAUUGCCUAUGAACUGGAAGGGCUGGCUCCUGGUAGACACUUUGGCUCGGAGCCAAAGUCCCUCUCCUCCGAUGGCCGCAUUCUUCCUCCUUCAUCAAACAGCUUUGCCCUGCUGUUUCCAUGCAUGAGUGAUCAGGUCGCUGAAUGAUCGUGGACUCUGUGAGUGCCAUUGGCUUUUCUUGGUCGCUGUUAAGACUUAAGAUGAUUGCUUCUCAUGUUCCCUUCUCAAUUAGGUUUUAUUAAAUUGUUCUUCUCUUAUCUAUUCGAUGAACUUACAUGUUAUUUAUGACACGUGGUGAUGUA
This is a messenger RNA of Zingiber officinale, 960 nucleotides long. RefSeq lists its product as uncharacterized. The transcript has 3 exons. The record is from RefSeq and is a predicted model, not a curated record. Lineage: Eukaryota; Viridiplantae; Streptophyta; Magnoliopsida; Zingiberales; Zingiberaceae. Bases 197 to 805 code for a protein of 202 amino acids.